GCAGCGUGAGCUGGUCCGCAUGUGCGACUGCAAGGCGGCCGAGUCGCCCGCUGGGUGGCCGGUGCCUUUGAUCACGGCCUGCUUGGCAAGCGGGGGCGGCGCCUCGGACUCAGUGUCAGCAGCCUGCCCGCGCUGGCAGUGGCGGGGUUCGCGGGUGCCGCAGCUCGACCCGGAGUUUGUCUCGGAAGCCCUGGCGGCGCAGCUGUGCAGCCACAGGGCCAUGGACGCGCCGAAGCACUACGGCGCCGAGGUCGUCCUGGCCCUGGCCAACGAGCUGCGCGACGAGGCCUUGGCUGCGUCGCCUGAGCGAGUGAGCGCCGUUUGUGCCAAAGAGCUGCGGGUCCAACUGCGCCUCCGCAAAGACCAGACCUUUGAGCAUUUCGAAGCACAGCUCCAACAAGCUGUGGGAAGAAGCGCGCCUAUGGGGCGCAUUUGGCUCCCCGCGGACGAAGUUGUGCUGGGAGCGGAGGCGGGGCGCGAAGUCCGCCGCAUCCUCUUGCACCAGGGCUUGAAAUUUUAUGAGAGGACAGCCUCCCGCAGCCCGCUCCAAGAGGUGGCGCAAUUUUUGGAGUACAAGUGGGUGCGAGAAUUAGGGCCCUUGAAGACCUGGGUCCGAAUGGACCCAGACGCGGUCCUAGACAAAUUGCGACGCUGCCGUGGCGCGAAGAUUCGCGAGCUGGGCGCGCUGAUGCGCAGCAAUUUGCCUUGA
Effrenium voratum is the source of this 709-nucleotide messenger RNA. Lineage: Eukaryota; Dinophyceae; Suessiales; Symbiodiniaceae. The record is from the annotation of a GenBank genome assembly.